AUGUCCGUGUGUCCACCGUAUGCGCCAUUCUUUGGCUUCGCUGGCGUCGCCUCAGCCGUGAUAUUCAGCACCGUCGGUGCUGCCUUUGGAACAGCAAAAGCUGGGAUUGGAAUUGCAGGUCUCGGUACUUUCAAGCCUGAACUCAUAAUGAAGUCCCUUAUACCAGUCGUCAUGUCUGGAAUUAUUGCCGUGUAUGGACUUGUGGUGUCCGUGCUAAUAUCGGGGGAUAUGAAACCGAAUGGGUACCCCCUCUUUGCCGGGUUCGUUCACCUCGGCGCCGGUCUCGCUUGUGGAUUCACAGGCCUUACAGCUGGCUAUGCCAUUGGGAUUGUUGGGGAUUCUUGUGUACGAGCAUAUGUUCACGAAUCCAGAGUGUUUGUUUCCAUGGUUUUGAUACUCAUUUUUGCAGAAGUGUUAGGAUUGUACGGACUAAUCGUAGCACUAAUCAUGAACUCCAAGGCAUCAUCACUCGAUAUAUGCUGAGAAAACAACUCUCCGCCGUACACUGUGGACGUGUACAUAUAGUUUUGGAUUCUUUAGUUCUAAUGAUGAUACCACGUUUGCCUACAUCUCUGAC
Guyanagaster necrorhizus is the source of this 577-nucleotide messenger RNA. RefSeq names its product V-type ATPase. Lineage: Eukaryota; Fungi; Basidiomycota; Agaricomycetes; Agaricales; Physalacriaceae. Gene Ontology annotation, biological process: proton transmembrane transport. Gene Ontology annotation, molecular function: proton-transporting ATPase activity, rotational mechanism. The transcript is spliced from 7 exons. The coding region runs from base 1 to 483 and encodes 160 amino acids. Gene Ontology annotation, cellular component: proton-transporting V-type ATPase, V0 domain. The record is from RefSeq and is a predicted model, not a curated record.